AGCCCGAAUCAAAACAAGGCUCCAUCUUCGCAGCUUGUGAUUCCGAAAAGUUCCCAACAAAAAUUUUAAUUUUCCCUUGUAAAAUCGUGAAAUUUAAAUCAGUUUUUGUGUCGCCGCAAUCAUCCAAGUGGCAACCAUGGCAUCCCCACUGGAAAAUCUCGAAAACCACCUGGAAAUGUUCAUCGAAAACGUGCGGCAGAUCCGGAUCAUCGUCAGUGACUUCCAACCGCAGGGCCAGAACGUGCUGAAUCAGAAGAUACAAUCCCUCGUCACCGGCCUCCAAGAGAUCGACAAGCUCAAAAACCAGGUGGACGUCAACGUGCCGCUGGAGGUGUUCGAUUACAUCGAUCAGGGCAGGAAUCCGCAGCUGUACACCAAGGACUGUAUCGAUAAGGCGCUGACCAAGAACGAGGAGGUCAAGGGGAAGAUCGAUUCCUAUCGGAAGUUCAAGAGCAACCUGAUGAAGGAGCUGGACGAGACGUUUCCGAACGAGAUCAACAAGUAUAAGGCGAUCCGGGGGGAUGAGUGAGUAUUAAAAUGUGAGGGGGGGGGGGGAAGCUAAGGUGAAUGGCGAUUUUUAGAUUCUAAGAUGUUUAAUUUACUAAGAGAAGUGGGAAUAAAUGUAAGAAUUUGGAGAAAACUCAUUACGAUUGCAGCUAAUUGGCAUAGUUCUUAGAAUUGAAACAAAUCCAUCGCAGAAUGAAACAGGGCAAUACGGAUAAAAUACACCAAAUAAGCAUAAACAUGCCUGGAACGGAACGUUAUGCAAAGAUUUUAUGCGCCGACCGACAUUGCGUCCGAUCCGAGAUCCGGCUGCGCAUUGCUGGAAUCCAUCUACAGGAGGAGAUAUUCGGGCGCCGAUUCAACACACGCCGUCUGGAAGACGCUGCGAUGAAAAGGUCCUUCGUCGAGGAGCUGGAGAACCGUGCUGCGGAUAUUGCAGAAGGUAGAAGCGUAGAAAAUCAAUGGAGCGCCAUCAAGAACGCCUUCAUCGCCUCCGGCGAGAAUAAUUUGUGUGAGAAACGCACCCGGAGAAAGCAGUGGAUCACAUAUGGCACCUGGAGGAAGAUAUAAUCUAUCUAUAU
This is a messenger RNA of Aedes albopictus (Asian tiger mosquito), 1085 nucleotides long. It is a transcript of the gene MED10, whose product is annotated as mediator of RNA polymerase II transcription subunit 10. Gene Ontology annotation, biological process: positive regulation of transcription by RNA polymerase II. Gene Ontology annotation, molecular function: transcription coregulator activity. NCBI's taxonomy places the organism in Eukaryota, Metazoa, Arthropoda, Insecta, Diptera, Culicidae. The record is from RefSeq and is a predicted model, not a curated record. The coding region runs from base 137 to 529 and encodes 130 amino acids. Gene Ontology annotation, cellular component: mediator complex. The transcript has 2 exons.